Molecule: messenger RNA, 423 nt
Organism: Lodderomyces orthopsilosis Co 90-125
Lineage: Eukaryota; Fungi; Ascomycota; Pichiomycetes; Serinales; Debaryomycetaceae
Product: mitochondrial 54S ribosomal protein mL43
Exons: 1
Coding region: 1-423 (140 amino acids)
Biological process (GO): mitochondrial translation
Cellular component (GO): mitochondrial large ribosomal subunit
Molecular function (GO): structural constituent of ribosome
Source: RefSeq, a predicted model, not a curated record
AUGCCGGUCAAAGCUGUCGCAAGGACAUCAAUAGCGAGAAACGGAUUGGGUGCUUACGUAUUACCAUGCAACAAAUUAACGCUACAGUAUUGUAAUUGGGGAGGGUCAUCUCGAGGAAUAAGACAAAUCUUGACCAAUGGACAGUUGAACAAGAUAGCAUUGCUGAAACCGCAAGUGAUGUUUGAGGUGCUCAAAAGACAAGGACAUCCAAAGCUUGUUUUCCGUUAUAACGAUGACAAGGUCACCGAGGUUGAUGUAAGAAAUAUGAAGAAUCAUGAAAUCGUGGAAAAGAUUAACGAAUACAUACAACGAUCAGGAAAUGACUUGUUCAAGUGUAAUCAUAAGGUUGUAUCCGAUAAUGAUUCGGUCAGAGGAAUAUGGUCACCUUUGCAUGCAUCAAAGGGCCACAGGUUUAACAUAUAG